Cimex lectularius (bed bug) is the source of this 1767-nucleotide messenger RNA. RefSeq names its product arginase, hepatic (gene arg). Gene Ontology annotation, cellular component: cytosol; cytoplasm; nucleus. NCBI's taxonomy places the organism in Eukaryota, Metazoa, Arthropoda, Insecta, Hemiptera, Cimicidae. The transcript has 11 exons. The record is from RefSeq and is a predicted model, not a curated record. The coding region runs from base 454 to 1626 and encodes 390 amino acids. Gene Ontology annotation, molecular function: manganese ion binding; arginase activity.
CAACUUUAUUAGCUUCGCGCCUUUCACACCCGGUACCUUUUUACUGUUGUCGAUUUUCCGUUUUUUACCCUUCGGGUCGAAUUUCUCCAUCGAACCUUCAACGACGGCGAAACACGUAUUCACUAAUUCAAGCAAUUUGAGAAAGAGCCAGACGGAGAACGAAUCCGCCGAUUCCCAAUUUGGAAGAAAUUUAAGACACCAAUUUCGAAAACGGGUCGCAAACCACGAGACCAUCUUGCAAAACCUCUGACCAACGAGCUCAUAGAACACAAACGAAACAAUGCCUGCUCGACAUUCGACACAACAACAAAUUCCAAUUUAUUCCACGAGAAAUACGUUGAAAAUGUUAUAAACGCUAAAAAAAUGCGUGAAAAAGAAAAUAUUAAAAUUUCUACAUUGAUUGAGACAGUGUUCUGAAGCAAUGGAUUGUUUUCUUAUUCAUAAACAAAUAUAAUGAAUCACUUAGUUUCAAGAGCAUUUGUAAAAAGAGUAUGCACAGAUUAUUUACACCCCCGGUUGAUAAAUUCAAUCGGGGAAGUUAAUUCUGAGCUUCCAGCAGGAGUAGAUGAUUCGCAUAAGCAUACUUCUACAAGUAUAGGCGUAGUCGGUGUGCCGUUCAGUAAAGGGAGUAAAAAUUCGAAAGCAUCUGGAGUUGAAGAUGCGCCUUAUAUGCUAAGAGAAUUUGGCUUAGUAAAAGAAAUGCAACAACUUGGUCAUGAUGUAAAGGACUAUGGAGAUAUUUUAUGUUCCACGAACCAUUUAUCUAAAAAAAGUACAGAUGGAAAUCUACCGAAAUUGCCUUGUUUAAAUGAUCUAUCUCAAGCAUCUGAAAACCUGAGCAAAAUGGUCCAAACCGCAAUGAAGGAUGAAAGGAAGGUUUUGAUUGUAGGAGGCGAUCAUUCGAUUGCUCUCGGAAGCGUCGAUGGCCACAUGAAAGCCAAAAAUGGCAAAGUCUGCCUGCUGUGGGUUGAUGCCCACGCCGACCUCAACACUGCAGACACUUCCGAUACAGGCAAUAUGCACGGAAUGCCGGUUUCUCUGCUUGUCAAAGAACUUUUGCACUAUUGGCCAUACUUACCCGGAUUCGAAUGGCAGCAACCUGAAUUGUCUAUUCAGAACAUUGCUUACAUUGGGCUAAGAUCAGUAGAUCAGUAUGAAAGAUUUAUAAUAGAAAAAUACGGAGUAAGCGCAUAUGGAAUGGAAGAUAUAGAAAAAUAUGGGAUACAUGCUGUAACAAGAUUAGCUCUUGAAAAAAUAAACCCUGACCACACGAGAUCUCUUCAUGUCAGCUUUGAUAUUGAUGCAUUAGAUGCACUUGAAGCGCCAUGCACCGGAACACCAGUUCGGGGGGGACUUACUUUAAGAGAAGCUGUUCACAUAAUGGAGGUCGCUCACAGAACCGGCUGGCUUCAGGUAGUCGACAUGGUUGAAAUAAAUCCGAGCAUUGGCAACCCCCAACAACUGAAAAUUACACUCGAGGCGGCGAUGGCAUUGAUUAAAGCCGCAUUUGGCUUUUCAAGAUCAGGAUAUGUUCCCAAACAUAUAUCUAAACUACCUGGAUUUUAUGCUCCAAUUAAAGGAGAAAAUGAGAACAAGUCCAAAAGUCCACCAAAAGAUAAACAAUAAUAUAUACAAAAAGUAUAUAUGAAGAAUACAUUCUGUUGCCUGUCCUUUUUACCUCUGUAAGAUUGUAAACUGUAACCAAGUUAAACAUUCAAAUUUCUGCUAUUAUAAUAUGCAAAAUACAUUCACUUCAUUUUACGAUUA